AUGAAGCAAUCUUUGGGCAUCGUGGUGCUGCUGGGAUGGUUCCUGGGUGUACCGGGGGCCAAGGUGCGAUCUUGGGAAGCCCUUCUUGGAGAGGCACUGCAGCAGUCCAUGGGCCGGAAUGGCGACCAAAAGAGCUUCCGCUUGUCGGAGAAGGAGAUCGAAUAUCCUGAGAUCGAAUACAUGCUCGGCCAAGCUCGCGAGGGCGGCGACGGGCAGAGCCGUCUCGAAGUCCAGCGUGUGCGUCGCAAGGACCCUUUCACCAACGAGGAGUUUGACGACGUCUUCGUCAACGAGACCUGGACUGACCCAGACGAGGAAGGCAGGAGCAUUUGCCAGGAAGAAGGAGACGGCAACUUCACCCCUUCCAUUGAGCUGGUCCAGACUGCCCAGAAGCUGCUGGACUCGGAGUAUGGGGCAUUGGUGUCCACCGCCAUAGCGGCCUACGUCAGUAUGGCGGAGUACUUCGGCCAGGAGCUUUACCACUUGGAGGCCAAAGUGGGCUCGCAGGAGCCGAUCGAAGAUCCUCACGGACAGGUCCUCGUGGAGAUUUCCGAGGACUGGAACGUGGAGCUGAACAGGUUGCUGACGGCUCGGGGCAGGGAGGCUUGCCAGAACAGCCCGGAGUGGCUGCUGUUCUGCAUGAAGCAGACGACCUGCCUCCUCGAGGAUGCAGUGACCUCCGACCCACAGGUUUUCACGGCUGGCCGCAUGGCCACCUACCUGGAAGUGGAGAAGGAAGUGCACGAGCACUACGAGGAGUUUGCCAUCCUGGCAAAGCUGGGCCUGCCCCAUAUGCCGCCGCUUUGCAGCGGCGAGGAGGACAUCGUCCGGGAGGGCGCUCCAACCCCAGGAGCGUUGCUACAGCUCAAAACCGAAGUCGAGGAAACUUCGGGGACUUCAGCACGCAGGAGUCAGGCAGUGGCGGCCGUGGUGCAAUUGCACCGAGCAGCGCAGCGAACCGAGCUAGCCUUGAAGGACCACGCUAAGCUCGCGGACUUGGAGCUGUCCUUCUUCACCCACACUUGGAAGAAGACGUGCGAGAUGAUCGGCUGCAAUGUAGAAUCCUUCACCGACAUCCUGGAUGCCUCCAUCGGUCAUACGGCUGAGCUGGUGGAUGUGGAGGCUUCCUGGCACGCUGUGAAGACCCACCACCGCUCCUUCGUGCAGCUGAAGACUUCGGUUUUUGGUGCCCUGAACGGCAGCAGCGCCUUCCAUGAGAACUUUGCCAGCUUCAUCUACCGGCCGGGCAAGUCCAGGGGCCAGCGACGGACGGACCCCAUGUUCAAGGAGGCCAGUGACGUGCUCUCCACAGCUCUUGCCCUCAAGCAGCGCAACAACGAGGAUGGCAAGCCUAUCGCCAAGAGCGGCUGGUGGUGCUGGAGCUGGCGAGUCAUCGCCACGGGGGGCUAUGCGAAGAAGUUCCCGGACAAGACCUCCACCUGGGGUGUCGCUACUGGCUUCAAGCUGCUGACGGGCUCGACCUUGGACUUGGCAACACUCAUGAGCCAGAAUCAGCCAGGGUUCAACUUCAAGGCUACUGUUGGCCUUACGAUCGGCUACGUGCCGGACAUGCCAGGGGUUGCAGGUGUGAGGGCCGGUGUGGCCGUGGGAGGAUCCCUCUCCCUGGGGCCUGGAAAAAUCGAGAUCAAGAUCACCCUGGGCUUGGGCAUGUCUGCAGCGGUGGACGCCAAGUGGACCAACAACAUGCUCUGCGGUGGGCCCGAGGUCAUUGGCGUCCCUCCAUGGGACUUCAAGUGCCGCGGCAGCGUGGCGGCUUCCUUUACCCUGUUCUGCAAGAAGCUGAACUUCUUGGAUGGCAGCAACGGUGCUACCAUGGAUGAUCCCUGCUCUACUUGGAACAAGUGGUACAAGCAGAAUAACGGAGAUGCGGACAUGCCCGGCCAGGGCAGAUCGCAUGAGAAGAAUGCGGCCGCGUGCAGGGAGCGCUGCAAGACCGUGCGCGGCUGCAAGCACUACUCCUUCUGGAAGGACGGGGGCUGCCACCUCCAGAACUGGGACUCGCACAGGAAAUGGAGGAGGAACUCCGGCAUCAUGACAGGACCUCCUAUUUGCUGCGCCAGGCCCUCCAGCGCAAUCACGAGGGACAUGUCGGGACAGGGAAGGAGUGGCGAGGCAGAGUACAUGGGCUGCUGGAAUCGUUGCAAACGCGUGAAAGGCUGCCGGUACUUCACCUACUACGGAAAGGACGGCGGCUGUCAUCUGGGAGACCGGAACGUCGGCAUCGACCACAACAGCGGCCAGGGCGGUCGAAUCGUCACUUCCGAUGCGUAUUGCAUGGACGAGGACUUGAAGCACCACAACAUGAUCGCUUUGUUCAACAAGGAGCACAAGCGGUUCAUCCGUGUGACCAACACCCGACAUGUUGACGCCAGCGGUCGCCGCAACGACGGAACGCUUCCAGGAGACUGGAACUGGGAGAAGUUCCAGGUAGUGGAGUCCAAUUGGGGACAAGUAGGCUUCUACAGCGUCCAUGCGAGCAGGUUCUUGAUGAUGAAGGGCGAUGGGUCCAUGGGAGUCAGCGACUCGAGGAGACUCGACCAGUUGUGGGACGGAGACUCGUGGAUGUUGUUCCGACCAGUGGAGGCUGGCGAUGGAUACUUCGCUUUCCACAACGAAGCGCACAACCGCUACAUUCGGAUGAACCCCAACGGGGUGGUUGAUGCAAGCAACACGAAGGGUCGCGACGACCUUCCGGACUGGUGGGGGCAGGAGCGCUACAAAAUUGUGGAUGCCUGA
Molecule: messenger RNA, 2757 nt
Organism: Symbiodinium natans
Lineage: Eukaryota; Dinophyceae; Suessiales; Symbiodiniaceae
Source: the annotation of a GenBank genome assembly